AAAAACAAGCAGAAAGGAACAGAAUUUAAUGUUGUCCAAAUGAAUCGAUCAUCGUCGUCGAACACCCAGAAGAAGAAAUGGUCUCAGGUUGCAGGGAAGAUGGAGUUGAAGAAGAAUAAGAGGAAGCAGAGCUUUAGAAACCCAUUGCAAGGGGCAAACAACAUCAAAGACAGCAAUAACAACAGCAGCAGUUGUAGUGGAAGCGGCAGCCUUUCCUCUUCGGUUUCAAUUGAAGCACCAAAGGGUUGUCUCAGGUUCUUUCUCUCUCACUCUUCUUCUUCGAAAAGUCCUUUCUGUAAUUGUAAGCCGGCGAAAGCCCCGGCUAAAACCCCCAAAUCUGCCCCCAUUUCACGCUCCUCUAAGUCGUUGCCUAAAUCCAAUACCUUGGUCAAGCAGAAUAAUUUCCCGAAACGGGCUGUUUCUGAGACACCUAUUUCGCAGAAAUUUGAGAAAGUUCAGAAAUGGCAGUUUGUGAAAAAACCCAGUUCAAAAAUUGGGCAGAAGAAUUCAAAUGAUUCUUCUUUUUUGGAUUGCAAUGGUAGUCCUGUAAAGAGGUUAGCUUCUGGCUCUCAAGGGUCACUGAGGCAGCAAGACGAGGUGCAGUGUACUCCUGUGAGUAAGUUAGUAACUGGGUCAGGUUUGGAUUGUAUAGGUGUUGUUGAUGGUCAUAAUGUUUUCGAUGAUAAAAAAUCAAAAGGUAGUGAUGGUAACACUACAACCCCUCCAAUUCAGGCAUCAUUGUCUCCAGAGAUUCAAUGUGGGUCUGAUGUGGUAUCAACAAAAGCAACCACCUCUGCAUGUUAUGGUGCCGGUCACGUUAUCUCUGGGAUUACUGACAAGAGAAAAUGUAGACCUAGAGGGAUACUUGCAGUGGGAGAUUAUGGUGGUACUUCAAGCCUUGGUAAACUCAAGGCCUUGGAUAACUUUGAUGAUUUUGAUAUUGAAGAUAGUGAUGUUGGAAUUGUUAACAAUUCUAGGGUUUCUAUGGUCCCUUUACCUGCUGAGGCUUCAAUGCACUGGUUGUUGUCUCCUUGUCAUGAGGAGAAUGAGAAUGAGGAGAAUUCUAAAAUUAGGUCAUGCCAAUUGCCAAAGUUGGUGGGGCCUAACUCCAAAACACUCAAUUCUCCAUCUUCACCGUUAUCUGGGCCUGCAUUCUCUUUGGACUUGUGCAAGGUCAGCACCCAUCGAAGUGGCACUACUGAUGGCAGUAAUAGUAUGAGUGGCAGGAAGUAUUUGCUUUCUCCCAGUGAAGUACCUCAUUUUAGUUUGUGCUUGGAUUCUUUACGUGAGAAUGUGGUUGUUUCUUCUUCUCCAAAUGUGAAGCCUUGUUAUGGAGCUGGCUCCUUGAAAGAAGAGAGAAAGAACCGCUAUGAUUUUGAUGGAGGAAACUCUCCAUUCUCAGUGGACACAUUGGGCAGUGAAAAUGUUAUUCAAACACCAGAGUCUGAAUCAAGCUCAGAAAGGCCGGGUUUUUUUUCAUGUUUGAGUGCAAAUGAUCACGGGAAACAUAACAUUGAUUUUGAGCUCAGUACAGCAGCUGAAGAUGUUCAGAGGGCAAGCUUGUCUCUCAAGAGCCACAUUUCAAUAUGGGAUCAAACUAAUUCAAGCUUUCAGUUUGAUCAUUUACCUUCACCAUCCAGUUCUGUUGAUCUCUCCCAGUUUCAGAAAGUUUUGGGUGGUCAGGCUUUGUGGACAUCAGAUUCUACACUAGAGAAUUUUUCUCAAUCUCAAAUGAGGAUAUCCUGGAGGGAAGGGUUAGCUAGUCGAAUUUUUGAGAUGGAUGAGCUUGAUAGCUGUAGGUGUCUAUCAGAGGAAGAGGAAGACUUCAAAAUCAAUAGCAAUGACCAAUUAAAAUCCUUCCAAAAUCCCGAGAUCAAUAUUGAUAUGGUGAAUGAUUUGAGUUUGAAUGAUGCUUUUGGGUCUGCUGAAUUUGUAGACAGCGAACUCACUACAGAAAGGAAAUGCAAAGAAAGGCUCCCAUCUGUGCUAACAUAUUCAUGUGCAGAAUCCAUUAGCACUGACAGAGGGGGCCUGGUCAGUUCAGAGGAAUCAAAUUGGAGUCUCUGCUACAAGAACAGCCUGUUUGAAACAUAGGUCAUUGCUAAAUUCCUUCAUCCCACUAAAAUGAAUCUGGCAACCCCAGGUUGAGGUGGUUGUUAUUGCUGAGGAUUGAGGAUCACUAUACAAGGACCACCAUUGUACUCUGUCCAUUCAGUAAUUUCCAUUUCAUUUGUUCUCCUCUUGAAUAUUAGCUGUUUAUGAUUACUUCUUUUAUUUAAAUUUUGCAGAAAGCAUUUCAUUACUAAGCACUUACCUAGUUCUAUCUCUAUGCUGAAUCAAAGAACCUAUGAGUG
Messenger RNA from Rubroshorea leprosula, 2354 nucleotides. The record is from the annotation of a GenBank genome assembly. NCBI's taxonomy places the organism in Eukaryota, Viridiplantae, Streptophyta, Magnoliopsida, Malvales, Dipterocarpaceae.